AUUCUUCUUCAUAUCAUGUUGCCUCUCAAUCUACUAUUUGCCUAACACCACCAGAAGUUCUCCCGUCUUCGAUCACGCGCCUUCCUCUUCUUUCAUUCGUUUCCAGAGAAGCUUCCUCUUACUCUUUUCUCUUUCUUCAGCCUACAGGAAGCAUUACAUCGAAUAUGGAGUGUGAAUUGAGAUACUGAUACAAGUUCUUCCCUUUAUAAUCUGUUUAGUAGCAUAUUAUGCUAUCUCGAGGCUGAGCUGACACCAUAGAAUUGUCAAAUAUCAAUUUGACUUGAUAGAGAUAUGUGAUGGAAGGCUUGCUGGCAGUGUUUGGAGAGUAUGAACUGGUGUACCAUGGUGUUAGUAGGGAGCAGAUGGUCAUCUCUCUAUGUAUUGGAUAUGCAGCUGCUCUCUUUGUUGGUACCUUUUUGGGCAUGUUCUCAGAUUUGAUUGGCCAGAGAAAAGUCUGCUUGUUGUUUUGCUUGCUGCAUCUUUUUGUUUCCAUAUGGAGGAUGGUUACUGGACAUCCAAGUGUUUGGCUCACUAGCAUCUGUCUCUCUCUCGCCUCUACGAUAUUCUUCUUCAACUUUGAGACAUGGAUGGUUGUUGAGCAUGAUAAGCUUGAGCAGAGGCAGGAUUCAGUGAAUGAUAUGUUUUGGUUAAUGACUUUUGUUCAAUCUUCAUCUUUCAUUGGAAGCCAAGUGGUUGGUAACUGGUUAAUUAGUGGUCAUGAAAAGACAAAUUUGCUUGCUCCAUCCAGUGCAGUGGUAAUAAUGGCUUUUAGUGCUCUGGCUUAUGUCAGCCGAGGAUGGAAGGAAGAUCCAAAAUCAAUUAUUCUUAAAGAUUAUCAGACUAAAUUUCGUACAUACAUAGUCGGUGAUAAAAGGGUUUGGCUUUUGUCAUGGACCCAAGCUACCGUCCACUUCUCAGUUGCAGUAUUUUGGUUUAUUUGGGCUCCAACCGUUGUGGCAGAUGGGAGAGAGGUUUUCCUCGGUUUGAUAUACCCCUGUUUACUUGGUGCGAAAAUGCUUGGAAGCACUGCAUUUGCCUGGUUCUUCAGUGUCCCUUUAUCACUCCGAACAGAGGAGUGCUUAGUAUAUGCCUGUCUUAUUAUGGGCUUCGUCACUUCCAUUGUAGCUUUUGAUUAUCAGGACAUCGAAAUUCUUGUGAUGCUAUUCUGCAUAUUUCAUGCUUGUGUGGGAUUGGUUUUGCCUUCACUUGCCAGAUUGAGAACCAUGUAUGUGCCUAAUGAGGUUCGUGGAGGAAUGAUGAGUUUAUCGAUAGCUCCUUCAAAUGCGCUAAUGUUGUUCCUUCUGAUUCAGGCAUGUUUUGUUUUACCUUAUGUAUUAUUUAAUCCAUUAUUUCAUCAGAAGAUAUCCUCUUCACUGUUUAUAGUGGUCCUUUAUUCCCAGUAAAACUCAUUUGAGGAUUUAGUGCUUGAACUACAUCUAGAUGCUUGUUAAUUGGAAAGUUAGUUUUCUAGGCAUUAUCCACAUAUUUGCAGUUAAGAUAAAUGCAAACAGUUUCUUUCAAUCUAUGUUGAACUUCAAGAUAACGUUUUAAUUGACUGUCUUCAUCAUGAGAUACUUUUCUUUUCUGGUGAUUUGAUGAAUAUUUAGGUAAUUUUGCUAUUUUGAAAUUUUGCAGAGAGGUUUCUACCAGAAUAUAGAAAAUUCAACAAUUAUAGCUAUGGCCGCUCUAGGUCUUUUUUCUGCAGCUGGAUGCCUGUAUAUGUUAAAGCGGCUCGGGAAGCAACCACAUCAGAACUGGCACAAAUUAUGACCUGUCCCAUAUUUUUGAAACUCUUCUAUUCAUGUGGGUGGAUCCUGUAGCUGUAUAUAACUGGCCGGUUAGUUUAAAGAUAAAAGAAACUGUAGCCUUGGAAUGUGAUGAUGGGUGCAAAUUAAGCAACAUGCUCUCUCUGCAAAUGGAAAAUCAAGAAAGAGAUAUAGCCGAUUUCAUCAUUCUAUUAUUCUCACAUUGCUUAAGUAAUGAGGUCCCGUGGGAGAUCUCACUAUGGAGUCCAACUUUUCUCUAGAGAUACUUUGCAGAUUGAUGCCUUGAGAAUGCUAAAUGGACAUUUUGUUUCUACUAAGUUUUGGGAAGGAGCAUAGUAUCAGAGGAGCAACGAAAUGCACGGUGGCUUGGUUUGCAUUAUUUAACAGCUCUUCGGAAUUCUGUGACCAGUGGAAAGUGUAGUUUCAUAUUCACAAAUCACCAAAUAGUAAGAUGAGUUUUCUCUUUACUUCUUUUUUCAUUUAUUUCUUAAACAGACGUACAGGAUCACUAGAUCAGAUCCUUUUAGUGUGUCCUCCAAUUAUUUAGUUGGAUUGCAGAUAUUUUAUAAUUUAAAGAAUGAUUACGUAA
This is a messenger RNA of Lycium barbarum (goji berry), 2355 nucleotides long. RefSeq lists its product as uncharacterized. Lineage: Eukaryota; Viridiplantae; Streptophyta; Magnoliopsida; Solanales; Solanaceae. The coding region runs from base 297 to 1403 and encodes 368 amino acids. Gene Ontology annotation, biological process: molybdate ion transport. The record is from RefSeq and is a predicted model, not a curated record. Gene Ontology annotation, cellular component: membrane. The transcript has 9 exons. Gene Ontology annotation, molecular function: molybdate ion transmembrane transporter activity.